Messenger RNA from Hibiscus syriacus, 425 nucleotides. RefSeq lists its product as uncharacterized. The record is from RefSeq and is a predicted model, not a curated record. The transcript has 3 exons. NCBI's taxonomy places the organism in Eukaryota, Viridiplantae, Streptophyta, Magnoliopsida, Malvales, Malvaceae. The coding region runs from base 37 to 393 and encodes 118 amino acids.
GGAUUUUUCAGACAUUUGUUGUUUCUUCAUAAAUGUAUGCCAUUGUGCUCCUUUAUCCUUUGCAGGCAUCUGGAACAGAUUGACAUUGAAGUCUUUGAGCUCACAUUUACAAUGGAUAAAGUAAUUCAAGCAGUGUUCUGCUUUCUUCUGCAAUCAACCAUGCAAUGUUUGUUGCAAGCUUCUUUACUGCUAGAUACGGCCUGUUAUAUCCAACUCAUGCAGGUUUUUACAAGGUGUUCCUGUUGGACCUAUCGUGAUCUGUUUGGAGGGUUGGUUUUUACUUAUCUAUUUCAAGGAAAGUUAUUUUCCAAAGCUACUUUAAGGUCCUGUGUAACCAGACUCGGCGAGGAUGAACAGCGUCUAUUUUUUAGCCCCGUAGCACAGAUUGGUUGAUCCCUUUAAAAAAUUAUUUCAUGGUUUUUUCA